Messenger RNA from Dermacentor albipictus, 13488 nucleotides. The record is from RefSeq and is a predicted model, not a curated record. NCBI's taxonomy places the organism in Eukaryota, Metazoa, Arthropoda, Arachnida, Ixodida, Ixodidae.
GAUACAAAGUAAUAUUUAUUUGCGUGCUGCUGUCUCUGGUACAAUUUCCUAAAAUCACAAGUUCGCCUCUCAGCAGGCGCCUAUUAAUUACGCUCAAAAACCGAGUAGAAGACGUCUGGCACACAGUGACAUUCAAAUGAAAGAGAACGCUCGCAACAGAGCUCGCAAUGGCCCAGAUCCGACCUGCCAGGCUUCGCGAUGUGACGGCACUAAUGGACGACAAUCCAACGCCGACAGGCUUUUUCGCUGGCCUCGUCGCAGAUGCAUUUUUUACGUUUCAGACAGCCUUCGACGCCAGGUGCACACCGGCCGCGCUCAUCACGUCGCCGCUACGACAGGGAUCCCUAGUGUUCUUCUUGGGAAGCAGUGUUUUGGGGCAUAUUACAUCCGGGAGUUUAUGAAAAUCUUCGACCUCUCAUUGGCCGCAAUGCCGGGGAUAGAAAGAAAAACAUAACUCUUUGCUUGCGACCGUCGUGUGAGCUUGUCUUUCAUUGGGCGAUCACCAAUAAAUGACAAUUGUCAUUUACUGGUUUCGUGCGUUCAUUAUGUGAUUUGUGCGUGUCACUCUCAAUAACUAAGACCGACAAGCCUUCAAAUCAGACACAAGUGAAAGACAUUCGAGGCCCCAUAUGAGUCCUGGGGGUGAAGCAUGCCAGGUCUUGGCUCCAGAUGGUGGCUGGGAGCAGCGCUGGUGAUAUGAGAGGGUGACCAGCCACGGUGCCUUAUGGCCGAAUACCAGCUCCUGGGUGGGGAUGGCUAUGGCCAGGGCAUGGAGGAUGGCUCGGGCUCCUUAGCGGGCUACGGGGCAGCUUCCCAGGACCUGGUCUCCCCCUUGAUGGUGGCCAACCCAAUGGGGAGCAGUGCACCAAGUACCAGCCAGAUGGCACCCUAUGGUCAGAUGCACCCAGGCUACCCGCAGCCAGCUGACCAGAAGAUGCACUAUGGGGCCUACAGUGCUGGCCACGUGGCACCUGAGUAUGGCACACGAGUGCAUCCCAUGGGGGAGCAGCAGUCUGCGAUGAUGGGUGGCUAUUCGCAACAGUCCAUGGCUGGGCAGCGCAUGCAAACUUCUGACCAGUACCCCUAUGGCACUAUGGGAGCCACACAGCACUCUCAAGACAUGUGGAGAGGACAUUACAUGAACUCUGGAACUGGCUACCAGCAGCAGCUCACAACUGAUAUGGGUGCUCAGCACACUAUGGCUGCAGGUGUCGGCAGCCAGCAUCACAGGACUGGCCAGGGUCAGUAUGGUCCAAGUCAGGACUACACACUGCACACGCCACAGCAACAUGGCUCUCCACAAAGGCCCUCUUAUGGUACACAGGGCAAUGGCCCCCAUGUGGCACAGCUGGCAAACAAGGCAGCAGCAACCACAACAACACACAUGGCAGAUCAGGCCAUGGCAUCAUAUCCGCAAACAACUUAUCCAUCAGCUCAAGCAGGAACCAGUAGAGCCACAUAUGGCACUGCGGGUACGAUAAGCCACUCUGCAGUGGGCCAGAGUUUGCCCCAGGCAAGGACGCUUCAGCGUGCUGGAGGUUAUGCCACCAGUGGCAGCAGCAACCAGGCACCACUGCCCCAGGGCAGCCCUGCUCGUAUGCAGCAAUACCCACAGUCAGCAUAUUCACCAGGGCACCCUUUUCCUGCUUCUGAUGCCACCAGUCCAUCACACCUCUCUCCAUACCCCACACAAGCACCCAACAGCCCACAGUAUCGAGGCUCUUAUCCUUCGCCACGUCGCCCCACCACCACGCCGCCGGCAGGAUCCCCUAGUGUUGUGACCAGCCAGCAGUCGUCCUCGCAGGGCAGCUACCCAAGCCCAGGGGCCACUCACCUUUCUAGUCCUGGGCAGGUGCUGUCCCCGGGCAGUGGGGCCACUGCCUCAGCUGCCCCCGUGGCAUCCAGCAGUCUUCAGCAGCUUGAGCAAAUGGUGAUGCCUCACAUGGCUACUGCUAAGCCGCCUUCUGCCACCACUAGUUCAACAGGCAGUUAUUACGGUGGAGCAGUGCAGCAGUCGUAUGGGCCGGCUCAGACACAGCAAGGCUUGGGUUAUGGAGGAAUGCCUUCCACUGCCCAACACCAUGCAUAUCCAGGCCCAAAUCUUAUGACUCGCGCUCGGCCACUCGCGGGUGCACCGGAGGCCUCGUCAUUUGGCACAAGUGAAGUGGGACCUAUGACUGCCAAUUCGUCUUUGCCUGCACGCAGUGAUUACCCUAUGGGUGCUGCAGGUCCUGCACGAACAGCACCUGUGUCUCCAGCCUCAUAUGCUGCCUAUCCACAGCAGCAGCCCGUCUCCUCUCUUGGCUAUGAGCAGGCACAGCAGCAACUGCAACACUUGUACAGUGUGCCUCAGACAGCCCAGACGCAGAAACGGAUAUCGGAGCUCCAGGAGAGGCUGCGCAUUCUUCAGCAACAGCAGCAGCAGCAACAGCAGCAGCAGUCUGCACUUCCUUCGGCUUCUGCAUCAGCUGCCUCGGUGCCAGGAAUGGGAGGUGCUUUGGGAAGCACGUUGGGUCCCAUGGGUUCCCCAUCUUCGUUGGGUGCAUACCCUACGCAGUAUUCUCAGGGAGCUGGCACUGGUGUGCCUACUGCAUCUGCUCCAUACACUCAGCCGAGGCAGCAAAUGCCUCCAGCAGCUUCUGCACAGCAGCCUCAGCAGCUUCCUGCACAGCAGCAACCACAUCCUCAGCUCCCACCAUAUGGUCCACAGGCUCAGCAGCAGCUUAUGCAGAACUCCCAGUUGCAGCCACAACCAUUACCAUCACAGUCCUUACAGCCACAGCCUCUGCAACCUCAGUCAUUGCAAUCCCAAAGUUUGCAACCCCCGACUUUACAGCCCCAGGCUCUACCCCCUCAAGGAUUGCAACCUCAAGUGAUGCCGCCUCAAGGCUUGCAGCCGCAGACGUUGCAACCACAAGGCCUACAGCCCCAGGGUCUGCAACCACAAAGCUUGCAGUCGCAGCAGCAGGCAUCAGCUUCUGUUGGCAUGGUGGCUGCUUCUUCAGCAUCAUCAGUCCCUCCACCUAGCCCCACUGUGUCUACAUUGUUUCCCAGCAUGGCAGACAGCUACCGACCUCCGAGCCAGCCUCCUUCACUGCCCACACCCAUGAUCUCUGAUCAGGACCUGCAAAGUUCACUGCCUCCACUGCCUUUGGCGGGUGUUCCAAGCGUGGUGCCAGCUUCUGUGGAUGAUCUUUGCCCUCUGGAGGGUCCCCUAAGCAGUUCUCUGGAUGGGCCGUACACAUGCCCAUUACCCCCUGAGGACCCUUACCUCCUGCCACCUGAUGACGUGCUGCCUCCUAUUGAGCCUAUGACCAAGCGCAAGCCCAGCCGGAGCAAAAAGAAGGCCAAGACGUCUCAGGAAAUGCCCCCUCUGGGCUUGGGGCCUGGGGAGGCCCUCAUGCCUUCUGACUUCAUGAUGCCUCCAGAGAGCCCAGGUGGCAUGCCCCUGCUCCUUCCACAGCCACCUGGUAUGGAGGUUCCACCUCCUCCUCCUGUAAAAAAGAGCAAGAAACGCAAACCCAAGGAGCCCAAAGAAGGAGAGCCUCCCAAGGAGCCCAAGCCUAAGAAGCCGAAAAAGCCCAAGGCUCCCAAACCUCCUAAAGAACCAAAAGAGGGAGGAACCCCACGGCGUAAGAGCAAGUCCAAAAAGAAGACUGCUGCUGAGCAGGAAGCAGCAGCAGCGCAGGUGCCAUCAGCAGAUGUUCAGGGUCCUGCAGCUCCUUUGGCAGAAACAGCCCCUGAACAAACCGAAGGAAGUAGCACAGUUGAUGCAGCUGUAGCAGCGGUAGCAGCAGGGACAUGUACACCAGUUCCGUCAACUGCUGAUGGGCAGUUGCCAACAGAUGAAGUGAAAGCAGAGGGAGAGACUGCCCAGCCUGCAGAAGAAGGCAAAACGCCGAAAAAGAAGUCUAAAGAAAAGAAAGAGAAAAAAGAACCAAAAACGCCAAAGGAAGGAACACCUAAAGCACCGAAGGCACCAAAGAAAAAACUUCCCAGGUUGUCUCUCAAGUUCAGCAAGAAGAAGAAGCGCAAGCGGCUGGGCUCUUCAGACAAGUCCGAUUUGGAAGGCACUCCGCCUCCAUCUCCCGAAGAAGGCGAUGGAGGUGUGCAGAAGCGACGUUCAUCGCGGAACACCCACAGGAAGAAGUACACUGAUGACAUUGAACUGCAGUUGAGUGGUGAUGAGGCUGCUUUGGAUGGUCUGCAUACUUCCCACGCUGUUCGAGGGCAGGAAACCAAGAAUGUCCAAGUUCUGGUCAAUGUUGUCACUGAAGACACCAUGGUUGUUGAAAAAAUCUUGGCUUCUCGAAUGGCCACCAGGAAAUCUGAAGAGGAGGACAAGGAACCUGUGGAUGUUGAGGAGUUUUUUGUGAAGUAUAAGAACCUUUCAUACAUUCAUUGUGACUGGAAGACUCUGGAAGAGUUGGAGAUGACUGAUAAGCGUGUGCUGCAGAAAGUGAAGCGUUUCCGUCAAAAGAAGGACAACAUCAAUUCAAUCUUUGACUUCCUUGAAGACGAGCCCUUCAACCCUGACUAUGUGGAGGUAGAUCGGAUCUUGGACAUGACAGAGACUGUAGACCCCAUAGAAAAUGAUGAUGCAAGUCAAGCAGAUGUCAAAGAUGAGAAGCCAACAACUAAGACUGAAGAAAACGUUGCUGAAGAUGAACGAAAGGCAGAACCAAUGGAUACUACUGACCCUGUGGAGCAGAAUGGAGAUGGGCAGGAGUGCAAGGUGCAUAAACAAGCAGAAACCCAAGGAGCAGGGGAUAAUAAUGAAGAAAAUGAUGCGGGAGAGGAUAAAAAUGAAGAACCUCAAAAUGGCACUUCUGAGCCAGUGGAAGAAGCCAAGAAAGAAGACAGUGGUGGUGCCUCUGAAAUUUCGAGUGCACCAGCAGCUGCCGGGGAAGGCCCUGAUAAUAGCAUGUGUGAAGAUGAGACAAUUUCUCUUGAACAGCAGCCAAUCAAAAAGGAACUACCUGACGAGGAGAUGCCGGACGAGGAGGUGCCUGACAGCGUAAUACCAGAGGCUGACACUGUAAAGCCAGAGGAUGACAGUGUGUUUGAGGACAAUGCUGCAACUACGCCUGUCAAGUCUGAUGGCCUUUUGGAACCAAAGGAAGAAAAGGCUGAGCAGGGCAAGGCAGGCAGUAGUGACGAGUCUGACAGCUGCAAGCCAAAGCCAGCACGCACCACACACAAGCACUAUUUAGUCAAGUGGAGAGGUCUCUCUUAUGAGGAAAGCACAUGGGAGUUGGAAGAAGAUGUGGAUCCACUAAAGGUUGAGCACUUUCUGAGAUUUAAAGACCCGCCCCCUAAGGAGAAGUGGAAAGUGAAGAAGCGGCCUAAGCCUUCUGAGUGGAAGCAGAUAGACGAGUCACCGGUCUACAAAGGAGGGAACACAUUGAGAGAGUAUCAACUUGAGGGUCUUAGUUGGCUGACCUUCUGCUGGUACAAUGGACAAAACUGUAUAUUGGCUGAUGAAAUGGGCUUGGGGAAGACUAUACAGUCAUUGACCUUCAUCAACGAAAUAGUGAAAUAUGGUAUCAAUGGACCAUUUCUUGUGAUUGCUCCACUUUCAACUAUUGGCAACUGGCAGAGAGAGUUUGAAACAUGGACUGAGCUAAAUGUUAUCACCUAUCAUGGAUCGUCAGCAAGUCGCAACAUGAUCCAGGAGUAUGAAAUGUACUACAAGGAUGAAAACGGGCAGCGCAUUACUGACGUGUUCAAGUUCCAAGUGAUGAUUACGACAUUCGAGAUAGUGCUCAGUGAUUGCUUGGAGUUGCAGGCACUCCCGUGGCGUGCCUGUGUGAUUGAUGAGGCCCACAGACUGAAGAAUCGAAACUGCAAGCUUCUAGAAGGGCUCCGAAUGCUCAAUCUUGAGCACAGCGUUUUGCUGACUGGAACCCCAUUGCAAAACAACGUCGAAGAGUUGUUCAGCUUGCUGAAUUUCUUAGAGCCUAGCCGUUUCAGCUCCACUGAGACAUUCAUGGAGGAGUUUGGAGACCUGAAGACUGAAGGGCAGGUCGACAAGCUCAAAGCGUUGCUCAAACCCAUGAUGUUACGUCGUCUCAAAGAGGAUGUUGAAAAGAGCCUGGCUCCUAAGGAAGAAACCAUCGUUGAGGUGGAGCUGACUAACAUCCAGAAGAAGUACUAUCGGGCCAUUUUGGAACGCAAUUUUGCCUUCUUGACAAAAGGUGGAGUGGGCACAAAUGUCCCGAAUCUCAUGAACACCAUGAUGGAGCUACGAAAAUGCUGCAUUCAUCCUUACCUAAUCAAAGGGGCAGAGGAGCAGAUCCUACAGGAGUACCGGCUUCAGCAUGGCGACUCCUUGGACAUGACACUCAAUGCAUUGGUUCAAGCAUCUGGGAAGCUGGUUCUGCUGGACAAACUACUUCCUAAGCUUAAAGACGGUGGCCAUCGCGUGCUUGUUUUCUCGCAGAUGGUGCGCUGUCUGGACCUGCUUGAAGAUUACCUUGUCAACAAAAGGUAUCCCUAUGAGCGAAUCGAUGGGAGGGUUCGUGGAAACCUUCGUCAGGCUGCCAUUGAUAGGUUUUGCAAACCAGACUCCGACAGAUUUGUGUUUCUGUUGUGCACACGAGCAGGCGGCUUGGGUAUCAAUCUCACCGCAGCUGACACUGUUGUCAUUUUUGACUCUGAUUGGAACCCACAAAAUGACCUUCAGGCACAAGCUCGUUGCCACCGAAUCGGACAAUCAAAAGCUGUGAAGGUGUAUCGUCUCAUCUGUCGUAACACGUAUGAACGAGAAAUGUUUGAUAAAGCCAGCCUGAAGCUUGGUCUGGACAGGGCAGUCUUGCAGUCAAUGAACUCUCAAAAAGAGAGUGUUGGAAUGAAUCAGCAGCUCACUAAGCAAGAAAUUGAAGAUCUGCUUCGCAAGGGUGCCUAUGGUGCCAUUAUGGAGGAUGAUGCAGAUGGCAACAAUUUCUGUGAAGAAGACAUUGAUCAAAUUUUGUUGCGUCGCACGCACACCAUCACCAUAGAGUCUGAAGGGAAAGGUUCUACAUUCUCUAAGGCCUCCUUUACUGCUUCAUCCACGCGCAGUGACAUAGAAAUUGAUGAUCCCAACUUUUGGGAGAAGUGGGCCAAGAAGGCAAACUUGGAUGUGGAUGAGCUGAAAGGCAGAAAUGAGCUAAUCUUGCAAGAACCUCGGAGGCGCACUCAGACCAAGCGUUUUGGGACUGAUGACAACAUGCUGGACUUGUCAGAACUGGAGUCUAGCGAUGAGGAUGAUGAUACAGGUGUCCGCACUCGAGGAAGCCGGCGUUCACGUCAUCGGGAUUCGCCUAUAAUUGGCGGUCGAGCACGCCGAGGUGGUCGAGCUAACCGUGGUUUCUGUGAGGAUGAGUUCUUGGGUGAUAUUGCACCUGGAAACUGGACACGCACUGAGUGCUUCCAAGUGGAGAAAGGAUUGCUCACUUUUGGUUGGGGCCGUUGGGAAGAGAGCAUAGCGAUUGGGCUUUGGCGACGGCGAGUCACGCCAAAAGAUGUGGAGGACAUCUCCAGGGUUGUGCUCUUAUACUGUUUACGGCACUACAAGGGUGAUGAGAAGAUCAAGGGCUUCAUUUGGGAUCUGAUUGCACCGUCUGAAGACGGCGAGACCAGAAUCCACAAAAAUCACUCGGGUUUGUCAGCACCUGUGCCAAGAGGGCGCAAAGGCAAGAAGCUUAAGAAUGGUAAAGGGGAGCCUGAUUCACCUGACAUGUUGGCUGACUGGGCUCGGGAUGACCAGUACAACCCUGACCUCCUCCUCUGUGAUGAUGGCUAUCGUAAGCACUUGCAUCGGCAUGCGAACAAGGUUCUCCUGAGGGUUCGCCUUCUCUACUACCUGAAACAUGAAAUUAUAGGAGAUUUGCACCAGCAAGUAUUUGCAGGAGUACCAGCCAGGGAUAUUCCUAUUCCACCACCAGCAGCCGAUGGGGAACCUCCAGCUCCUUGGUGGGACGAAGAUGCUGACAAGUCCCUUUUGAUAGGGGUGUACAAACAUGGUUAUGAAAGGUUUAACCUGAUGCGUCAAGAUCACACCUUGUGUUUUCUGGCACGAUGUGGCCCUCCCGAUGGUGCCGCCCUUCUUGCAGAAAUGACAGCGAAUCCUGAGGACCUAGAAGACAAGCGCGAAGAAGGAAAGAAGGACCUUGAUGAAGAAGAGCCUGUCUCUCCUGAGCCGUCUACAUCGUCAGAGGCGAAACCACCUUCGGAGUCUUCGGAGCAAGUGGCACCAACUGUCGAACAGCCUGCACCCAAUCCUGCUGGGCCCACUGCUGCUGCACCUCAAGCGCCAGGUGAAAUAGGCACUUUGGAAUUCCCUUCUCCUUCCGACUUGAACACACGCCUUCGGCGCAUCAUUACCAUGUACCAAAGGAACCACAAAAAAAGGGAGCUCAUCAAUGCUCAGCGUGCAAGGAACACAGCCUACCAGAUUUUAACGGCUAUUCAGGUGGAGGGUUUUAACUUUGUAAAUCGAAUGGAAAGAAGAGAGAAGUUUGAAGCUGCCAUUCGUGAGAGGGAAAUACGUAGACUUGAAACUCAGCAGAGGUGGUCAAGACGAGAAGAAGCAGAGUUCUAUCGAGCAGUGUCUUGUUACGGUGUGGACUAUCGGCGCCAGGAGCAGCGCUUUGUGUGGGAUGGCUUUCGUACAGUAGGCCGCCUUGAGCGCAAACGAGAUGACACUUUGACCGAGUACUUCCGUGCAUUUCGUGCGAUGUGCCGGCGUGUAUGUGGGCGCAAGCUAGGCGAGGAAGAUGAGAACCUGCAGUACGUUGUUGAGCCAAUAUCUGAAGAGAGAGCCACACGCUGUUUGCAACGUAUUGAGCUGCUGAGUAAAAUAAGGGAAGAGAUUCUGCCACAUCCUGAACUGGAUGAGAGGCUGAAACUGUGUCAGCCUUCUAUGGACCUUCCAGACUGGUGGAUAUGUGGACGGCACGAUAAAGAUUUGCUCAUUGGUGCAGCUAAGUAUGGCUUAAGCAGAAUGGAUUAUCAUCUGCUAAAUGAUGGAGAACUCUCUUUCCGGGAAGUUGUUCGUGCGCAGUCUGCAUCCAAACCUCCUGUGAUGAUUGUUGGCCACCAUGGGCACCCUUUCCCUCUGGCACCUACUACAGUGGAUGUUGCAGUGCCAACCAUAUUAAAAGCAGCGGCUGACAGCGACCUAGAAGUGUGCCCAGAGAUGGUUACUCAAGCUGCUAUUCUUCCUCAGGCAGUUGACACUAAGGUCAACAAUUCGACAGCAAAUGAGAUGCCUGCCUGUGAAACUUCGGGGGAAGCUGAAAAGUUGCCUCUUAGCGAGGAGAGUGUAUUACAAGUGGCAAAAACACAGGAUGAAGAUGCUGUCCAGCCGGAAGCUGUAAAUGUCAAGUCUGAAGAAGCCGGCUCACCCAAAGUUUCUUUUCAAGAAGAUGAGACAUCAGACAAAGAAGAGCAUAGCCAGAAAUCUCCGGAACAUGAAGAGCAUUCUAAGAAAAACAAUAUUGAAGAGAAACUUGUGCACGCGGUGGAAGGCAAUGAAGUAAACAAUGAGAUGGCACUUGUAGCUGAUGAGCCUUCCGAAGUUCGGGCUUUAGAGCAUCCAUUUGAGGAAAGCAGUACAAGGGAACAGCCUGUUGAACUAGAUGAGCUGCCUUUAGAACAACCAAAGAAAAGUGAAGAAAAGAGUGUGGACGUUGUUCCUGAAAAACAAGAUGAACCUGAUAAAGUUCUUUCUGAGCCUACUGGGGUUGAAACAACAGAAGGAAAGUCGGUGGACAUAAAUGAUGUUGAACCCAAAGAUGAGGAACCCCAGAAGACAAUUACUGCUGAAGAGAGCCAACAGGAGCAGCCUGCUUCUUCUGACAACUCUAUUGUGCUGGGUGCCUCGUCUGUGUCACUAGGGUUCACACCAUUGGAGAUGUCUGUGCCAGGAGUUGUGCCUCCACCGCCUAUAGAAGAUGACAAUUCAAAGACUGAUGUUGAAAAGACUGAUACGGAGCAAGACCCUGUUGAAAUGGUUCCUAGUGGCACAAAAAUGCCUCUCUCUGGAUUUCCACCAUUCCGUGUUCUUACUCCUCAGUUGACUGAAGAAUCUCAGGAAGCAAAUUCACAGCAAGAUGACGUUUUAAGUCAAGAGAGUUUCAACUUGGAUGGAGAAGGUGGAACAGAGCCACCAGUUGUACACUUCAUGGCUCACUCCACUCGCAAUCCUGUUCGGUGGCCAAAGAGCACUCCCCAUUAUUGCAUCCUUCAUAGCCCAGAGUACAACUUUCAGAUGGACAAAGUACUUCAGAUUCGAUUGGAAUACAUUGUACAUGCUGUGGAGAAAAAGGAGUGGCCAGUACCUCGCCAAGGUUUCACCUUGUUGCCAGCUACUCCAACAGAGUCUCCUUCAUCACCUGUGGCCUCAUCAGUGGCAUCUGGCUCUGAACAAACCCUGCAUGCCACUCCUGAGCACAUAUCCACUCCUGUGAUCAUACGAGAGCAGCACCCUCCACCACCUCCACCACCACCACCGCCACCACCACCACCCCCACCCCCUCCUCCACCUCCUCCACCUCCACCAGUUAUCCUUCCUGACAUGACAGCAAGACUUUCCCCAGCACUUGUGACACCGUGUGUGGCAGCCACUGCAGCAGGCAUUGCAGUGUCAACUGCUGUCAGCUCGUCAGUGGAUAUGCCUCCAGUUGUGUCUGUGCCUGCUGGUCACCAUAGUCCUAUCCCACCAUUACCGAACGAUGACUUGCUCAUAGGCACAAGGCGGAGAAGAAGGAGACGAAGGUUCGAAAUAGAGGCAGAGAGAGCCAAGCUACGAGCACUUCUGUCCCAUAACUUGCAACAGCAGCAACUGAAGCAACUCCAGCAGUUUCUGGCACCCCCUCCACCACCCAGCACCAGCAGCCUAUCCAGCACACUAGCCACGGCCACAUCCAGCAUGAGCACAGUGGCCCCAAGCAUACCAGCCAGUGUGGUGGCCACUGCAGCCGCUGCCGUUGUCACUGCAUCCACAGUAACAACCCCUCAGCCGGCGCACCGUGAAGAGGCAAGCAAGGCUCCCCCACCACCACCUGCUCACCAGGGUUCAUCGUCGGUGCGGGGAGGAGGACCACCGGCCAGUGCGCUGGGCAUGCUGGAUCUGCGGGUCAAAGCAGCACCUACGCCGCCACCUGCCAAGGCCAGCACACCAGCCCCACCUUCCGAGGAGCCACCCAUGGACUUGAGUUCAGGGGGCUCAGUGCCUGCCACAACGUCAAAUUUAUGUGCAGCAGCUACCAUGGUGCCGUCAGUGCGAUCGGCGCUGCUCAAUGGGGCUGUGGCAGCCAGUCGGGGGCGGGGAGGCGGGCGGGGGCGGCGUUCUGGUGGCAGUCGCAUCGAUGCCUUGGCCCUCAACCUGCAAGCGCGCAAACAGCAGCAGCUGCGUGAGGAGCAUAAGCAGCCAGGCUCGAGUGCAGAUGAGAGGGAAGAUUCAGAUGCCUCAUCCACCACCUCAGCUCCAGCCGUGCCCCCACCGGCACCAAUGGCGCUCCCUAUGUCAGGUGGAAAGCUGCAUGUAGAUGAAAAGGAGUUGGAGCGGCUGCUGGCAAGAAAGAGCCGCCACGAGGAGCCUCCGAAAUCCCACAAAACCACUGCAGUGCCCUUGUCUCUGUCUUCUAUGCUGUCAUCAAGCGUUAUGCCUCAUGGUGCAGACGUUCCCAGCAGCAGUCGACAAGUCAGGGACAUCCCCAGUCUGAGCAGCGUGGCUACUAGCCUCCCUGGCGCGAACAAGGCUGUGGAUUCUCGCGGUGGCUCUUCAGCCCUUCAGCAACAGCAGCAGCAGCAGCAGCAGGCGGCAGAGCAGGCCUCGGCGGCAGCAGCCAUGCACCAGGACCUCAAACGUUGGCUGGAUGACCAUCCUGAGCUGAUGGCCAGCCAUCCGAGUCUGACAGCCGCCGCAGCGGCCAUGGCCUUUUCGCCCAUGCCCUCUCUGUCGAGCCAUCAGCUGGAGUUGCUCGAGUUGCCCGAGUCAAGGCGAAGGGGCAGGAGACCUCGGUUGGACCCUAGCAAGCUGGAUCCGCACUGCCUCACCGGAGAUGAGAAUGUCUCUGUGAUCAAUCGGCUGACCGGGAAGAAGAUCACUGGAAGCAAGGCACCUCCUCUGAAGCACCUUGCCGAGUGGUUAGAGAAAAACCCGAUGUUUGAUGUUGAUCCGAAAUGGUCGCAGCUUGUCAAGGAACGGAGGUGGUUGCAGCAGGCAAAACAAAACGAAGAUGCGAAGAACCAGAUGUCUCAGUCAACAUCUGCAAGGCGCAAACGUGGUCAUCUUCCGGAUAUGCCGAAGGAGCGCAUGGCAGUCCCCGAGAGCAAGCGCGGCAGGAGGACGGCUGCGUCCCUCUUGUCGAGCCUGCAUCAGUCUGGGCUCGGGGGAGCCUCCUCAUCUUCUGGUGGCGCGGCGAACCUCGGGUUUCCCUCUACCUCCGCCCUGAACCCUCUGAGCUUCAGCAGCAGCAUGCUGGGAAACUUUCCAGGGCUCAAGUUUUUCAUGGAGCCCGGCAAGUCGUCAGCAGCCGUGACAUCCCCAUCAACGUCAUCAGCCACACCCCCUCUCUUUUUGCCCUUUGGCGGCCUGGCAGGCAUGGGAUUGGCCAAUCCUCUGUUCAGCUUCCCCGGCCUGGGCUUCCAAGGCCUGCCCUUUGAGGAGGCCAAGGAAACCAAGGCCCAAGAUGGUGAGCGGGCCCCCAGCAAGGAGCGCCAUAGCAAGGGUACCCCCAGCAGCAGUGCCAGCAGCAGCACAAACCUUCCCACCUCGUCAGCCAGCUUAGCCUCCACCUCUUUUCCUUUCCUGUACCCCUCAGGACUGCUCUACAAUCCCUUGGGCCUGGGUGGCUUCUCGCUACCCACCAACAUGUCAGCCUCGUUUGCCUCUCUGGCCCAGGCAGGCCUGGUGAAUGGCCUCGGGGGGCUGGGUAGUGUCAUCUCAUCAGCGGCGGGCAAGGCCCCUUCAGCAUCCCUGGCCAGCUCAAGGCGGCCUGCUGCCCCCUCGGUCACAUCUGCCCUCGGGGCUGGCCUGCGCAGCAGUGUGCUUCCUCCUCCACCAUCCACCGCUACUGCCCGCCGGCCAGCACCCAUACCCCCACCAACCCUUGACUCUGAUGAUGAGAGUCUCAUGGGCAAUGACAUGGACGACCUGGAUGAUCUCGAUGACCGCGACAACUCAGAUGAGCUCGAUGAUGAACCAGACCACAAGCGGCCACGUGAGGAGCGGUCCAGCAAAAAGCCAGAAGCACCACCCCAUGACAAAGUUGCUUCAUAGCUGGCCACCAUGGACAUUAACUUGGGGUCUGGCUUGGGAGGCACCUCUGGGUUUCUCUUUUGUACUCUGUUGUAUUUAUGGUUGGUCACUGGAAAGACUCGCAUUUGGUUGAAACCUCUCUCCUGUAUGGAUGCUGCACCUUUGUUCUUCAUUUAUAUGCCUUGUUCGUUGUAUUUAGUUUAUCGGUUUGAACAGGCCUUUUAAUUAUUUCUCCUCUC